Etheostoma spectabile (orangethroat darter) is the source of this 4081-nucleotide messenger RNA. It is a transcript of the gene plekhg5b, whose product is annotated as pleckstrin homology domain containing, family G (with RhoGef domain) member 5b. Gene Ontology annotation, biological process: Rho protein signal transduction; endothelial cell migration. The record is from RefSeq and is a predicted model, not a curated record. Gene Ontology annotation, molecular function: guanyl-nucleotide exchange factor activity. Gene Ontology annotation, cellular component: axon; endocytic vesicle; plasma membrane. Lineage: Eukaryota; Metazoa; Chordata; Actinopteri; Perciformes; Percidae.
UUAGUGGAGAACUUAAAAAUCGACACAAUCAACCGGAAGAGGCAUUUGACACUAAUGUGGAGGGACGCGUACUAGGAAAGAAGUGCGGCCAGUUAUAUCACCUGUUGCCUACUUUAAAACGUGCCUGUUAAAACCUCGAUGGCAGCCGUGAAGCUUAUCCCGGGUUUAGAAUCAAUAAUAUGGUCCCCUGGAGAUGUAACAGAUUGGACUUGAGGUGAGCCAGUUUGCUCACUUGGACCGGCCUUGAAAUGGAAUCAGACUUGGACAGGAGGUUCAAAGCAAAGUGUUUUGUGGCUUACAGCUGGAUGAGGUAAUUGUGCAGGUGGGGGAUGAACGCGAAGCCGUUGGCAGUUGGUGGAGUUUAAAGUUGAGUUGGUCUGGCAGGUUUGAUAUCCUAAUGGUUGGUGAGAAGGGUGUAUUAACUGUAUUAAGUUCAGAUUAUUAUGUUUUGUGGGGGGUUUCGAGGGCUGAUUAGACACUUGGUAUAAGUUCAGUUUUAGGGUUAUGAUUUGAAUAGUUAGAUUAUAUAUUAAUUACCAUAUAGUUGGCUGAAGAACUCAUAAUGUUCCUGUACUGGAAGAAGCGUGGAGUGUAUGAGCUGGAGGCGCUGCCACCCUCUCUCACUCAGGUGGGAAUAGAGCGCUACUCCUGGUCCUCAUCGCUGGACGCCAUCCAUGAUCUGUGUGAUGAGAAGCCCGUCCAGGAGGAGGACUGGGUGGGUUGCCAGCAUCCUCAGUGUCCGGACCGCCGGAGGGCCACUAAGGUUUGCCACCACCCAGACUGCCAAGACCUGAAUAACAAAAGCCCCCUCCACCUGUGCGAGUCAUGUGACUCGCGCAGCCACUCGGAGAACACAGACAACAUGCACUUUGACCGGCACCCCCGAUUUGACUUACAACCUCAAGCCUCCAUCCUGGCUCGGAACGUGUCCACGCGCUCCUGUCCCCCGCGCACCAGCCCCCCCUCCGACCUGGAGGAAGAGGAUGAGGGGAGCAACGACCGCGGGGAGCAUAAAACAGGGGGGAUGAAGUUGGUGAAAAAGAAGCCGCGAAGACGACACACUGAUGACCCCAGCAAGGAGUGCUUCAGCCUUAAGUUUGAUCUCAGCGUGGACAUAAACACCGAAAUCGUACCUGCGAUGAAAAAGAAAACCUUGAGAGAGGUCCUGGGUCCGGUGUUUGAGAGGAACGGCAUUGAGCUGUCCCGGGUCGACCUGUUCCUGGACCAGUCCAACACGCCGCUGUCGCUCAACUUCGAGGCCUAUCGUUUCGGAGGACACUACCUGAAAGUCAAGGCGCGGCUAGGCGAUGAGCUGAAGGUGGAGCAGGGUGUGAAGGACUUGCGGUCGCUCAGUCUGCCCAACAUGAAGCCCUCCGGCGGGCAGAGCCCCUACAUCCUCACGCCAGGCAGCGAGAGGGUGGAGCACGGAUCUCUGGGACGCAAAGAAAGCGUGGACCUGCUGGGUCAGGCUCGACGGAGGAAGAACAUGACCGAGUUCCUGGGAGAGACGAACAUUCCGACCCCGGACUCUCUGGGACAGAUCGGGGGCUCUCUGCCCGGCAUCGGGGGCGGCCCUGACAGCUGGAAGAACCGCGCCGCCAGUCGCUUCAGUGGCUUCUUCAGCUCCAACACCGGAGCGGGGCCCUUUGGCAAGGAGGCGGACCGUCUGGAGCAGCUCCAGAGCAAGCUCCACUCCUACACGCUGUUCGGGCUGCCCAAGGUGCCGCGGCAGCUCUCCUUCCACCACGACUCGUGGGAGGAGGAGGAGGAGGAGACCGACCUGGCCCUGGAGGACAGUUGGCAGAAGCUGCUGGACAACCCAGAGGCGUUGACAAGGCGACAGUUCCACCAGCAGGAAGCGAUAUGGGAGCUGCUGCAGACGGAGGCGACCUACAUAAAGAAACUCCGAGUCAUCACCGAUCUGUUCCUGUGUGGGCUGCUGAACCUGCAGGAGAGCGGUCUGCUGACGGAGGUGGAGCCCGCCAAGCUGUUCAGUAACAUCCAGGAGAUAGUCCGCCUCCACACAGCCCUGUGGAACCAGGUGAUGCUGCCCGUCUUGGAGAAGGCCAGGCGGGGCCGCACGCUGCUCGACCCCACGGACCUUUACCACGGCUUCCGGACGUUUGGCUCCAGGUUCCAGCCCUACAUCCUUUACUGCAUGGAGGAGGAGGGCUUGAUGGAGAACAUGCGCACGCUUCUCAGGGACAAUGAGCUCUUCAGGACCUACGUCACGUGGGCAGAGACCCAUAAGCAGUGUAACCGUCUAAAACUGCCCGACAUGUUGGCGAAGCCUCACCAGAGACUCACCAAAUAUCCGCUCCUACUGAAGAGCGUUCUCAAGAAGACGGACGAGCCGUCGGCCCGCGACAUUGUCAGCAGCAUGGUGGCCGCGGUAGAGGGCUUCAUCAACAGCGUGGAGUCCCGCAUGCGCCAGCGUCAGGAACGACAGAAGCUCGCCACCAUUUCUGCCCGCAUCGACUCCUACGAGGCUGUGGAGGGCAGCAGUGAAGAAGUGGAGAAGAUCCUCAAGGAGUACAACUGCUUCGACCUCAUGGCUCCCAUGAGAGGCAUCUCCUCGGAGGAGACUCGACAGCUGCAUCUUGAGGGAGCGCUGAGGAUGAAAGAGGGCAAAGACAGUAGGAUGGACGUCUACUGUGUCCUGUUCACCGACCUGCUGCUGAUUACCAAGCCGGUGAAACGAGUGGAGAAAGUCAAAAUCAUCCGCCAGCCUCUCCUCAUCCACAAUGUCGUCUGUAAGGAGCUCAAAGACCCUGGCUCCUUCAUCCUCAUCUACCUCAAUGAGUUCAAGAGUGCAGUGGCAGCCUACACUUUCCAAGCCAACAGCGCCACCCAGGGGCGGAGCUGGGUCGAUGCAAUCUGCAAUGUCCAGAACCAGCACCAGAGGCUUUGCACUGAGGAGGUCCUCCGCCAGCAGAACAGUCCGAAGACAUGCACGCCGGGCGAGGAAGACGAGCUGGAGGAAGAAGAGAGCAGCAACUCCACCACAAGUUCCCCAGUCCUGAGGCACAAAGACCAGCAGAACUCAAGCCAAUCGGAUGGUUCCACUGAGACCCUGUCGGUGAUGGACAUCGAUGAACCGGGCCAACACCAGCGUCCCUCCCCCAACAUGAACCUCAAGAGGACCGGUAAGAUCGACUCGGAUGUGGCUCCGUUGUCUGAGAGGGGUGAGGUCCAGCAGCCUCAGCCCACGAGCCCCCACAGAGUUCACUCCGGUCUCUACCCUGAGCACGAUCGGGAGGCGGGGCCCGAGGGCGAGGAGAUGGACCCCCAGUGCCGCUCUCUUUCCAUGGACAGUGCCUACGGUACCCUCUCCCCUGAGUCCCUACUGAGAGAACUCCAACCUCAGCCGGCCAGCGAGGAGGGAGAGGGAGACGGUGAGACCGAGGACGCGGAGCAGGAAGAGACAGAAAUAGCGGAGGAGGAAGAGGAAGAGGAGGAUGCUGCCUCACUGGGGUCCCAGCUGUCGGUAGUCCAGUGCUCCAAACCCCGCCGGCGGCCUCAUGUUCAGCCGCGACUCCGCUGCCUCCAGGAUCAGUCCACUCUGGUCUUGUCCCGCUCCGAGGACAAUCUGUUGCAGCGCCUCUACGCUAAAAGCACCGUCUCCCACACGCACUCCAUCCGAUCUGAGGCGCCGGACCGAUCGCAGCGUAGGGACGUGAAGACAUCGCCGCUGGCACAUAGUCAGAGCCUGACUGAGUUGGACCAGAACUGCAUGGAGCUGUUCUCCGGUGACCUGGACCAGGCUGACGACUGCUUGAGCAUGAGCAUGCCCUCCGACAAACUGUGUGCCACCCUGAGGAGGGCGGAGGCCAUGCACGAGCACACGGCGCCCGUGGGACCACACGGGGGGGGCGGUCAGUCCCAAAGCAACGGCUCAGGCGGGAAAGUGGCUCCGUCUGCCUGCGUAGAAAGGAAAAAUAAUACGACAGCCGGUGAUUUGGGGGAAAUGUCACCCAAAAAGAGUAAAUCCCCAGCCCAGCAGCACAAGAAGCUGACGCUAGCUCAGCUGUACCGGAUACGCACCACUCUGGUCCUCAACUCCACACUCACUGCAUCGUAA